GUAAUGGGGAACUGAGAGGAUUUGAACUGGAGCUACUACACUACACUACACUCACAAACAGGUCUGCUGGACCUGCAUGAGUUCAGUGAAAACAGUCCCCCACUGCAGUGAUGGAGCCGAGGAAUCAAGAGCUGUAUUCUAGUAUUCUGACUCCAGAAGCAGGGGAUUGGGAAGGAGGACAUCUCAGAGCAGGCCUCUUGGAGAAGGAGCCCCUGCAGGAAGUGGACGAGGAAAUGGUGUCAGAGGUGGACCUGAACAACACCAUAACAGAGGAAGAGAAAGAGGAAAUGCACAAUGAGCUGACUAAGUUAGAGGAAGAAAUUACUACCCUGAGGCAAGUGCUGUCCUCCAAAGAGAAGCGUCACUCAGAGCUAAAGCAGAGGUUGGGGAUCACACCGCUGAGUGAGCUCAGACACAACCUGAGCAGAGGCUGGAAUGACAUGCAGACAAGCACAGCAUACAAAAAAACAUCUGAGACGCUCAGUACGGCAGGCCAGAAAACAACUGCAGCUUUCAGCAACCUGGGCAGUGCCAUUAGUAGGAAGUUUGGAGAUAUGAGAUCAAAUUCAAUAGGCUACUCUAUUCGCCACUCUGUGAGCAUGCCCACCAUGAGGAACUCGCCUAGUUUUAAGUCCUUUGAGGAGAAGGUUGAAAGCACUGUAACCAACAUCAAGUCGAAGGUCGGUGGGACCAGCAGUGGAGGCAGUUUUGAGGAGGUUCUCUCUUCAGCAGCUCAGGCCAGUGCUCAGGACAUCCCCACUAACAACCUGACAGAAAACAGUGAGCGCACGUGUUAAUGACCCCUGCCUGCUUCAAGCCUAACCUGGAGAUGGACCUGAGCUGCCCCCUGUGGCCAGGUGUCUGCAGUCGCUUUUUCAGGAAAGAAUACCUGAAGCCCAAGAUAACCAGCCAUUACCACAUAUUUUAUCCACAUCUUUAACCAAAACAUUACAGUCAGAGGUUGUGUGUGUUGGUAUGGCUUUUAUCCAAAUACUUAAUCAUUUAAACUCUUUUGUAUUUAAAAAGAAAUGCAAUGUGUUUAUUCGUGUAUACUGAGCUACCUUCUCAGUAACUGUUUUUUCCCCCACUUAUAUGAUACAAAAGAAAUUAGAUUAUAUUAAAUGCAUAUUAAAUGUAAAUCAAUUUAUUGAACGAAAAUAAUGAGACAAAAUACUUUAAAUGAUUUUACACAACCAGACUGAGCUUUGUUUCAUGGACCAAUGAGAAGUAUUGUGCUUUACUGAGACAUAUGUCUUUGAUCCAUGUUUUGACAAGUUGAUUGUUGUUGCAUCCUUAUAGACCCACAUAUCCUUAUUAUGCGUGUGUUUUACAAAAUAAACUGCUUGCAAGCAUGUUGUAGUUACUGAACAGAGGAGAAACUGUUUCCUGGACAAGGUAAUUAUCCCUGUCCAGGAUCCCAACCCCAGCAGGGAUUUAGCCUAGUCCUGGAUUAUACUUUACUUUCAGUAGUAGAGAAUCUCCAUUCAGGCUUAACCCAUUGGGGUCAUUUACCAGACAUGAAUUAAGCCUAGUCCUGGACUACACAGCAUUUUGAAUGGACAUAAUCCAUUGAAAGUAAAAUAUAGUUUUCUGACAAGUUUCACUGUCCAGGACUUGACAUUAUAUGCUCAUGUAUAUAAAGAUAAAAUAUUUCACCACAAACUUAUUUCAGCCACAACAAUUUUCCUCAAAAUGUUAAUCAACAGAGACAAUAAAAAAGAAGAUUGUUUUUGUGCUCAUAGAGUCCCAUUAUUGGUCUCAUAGCUUUAAAGUUUUAGUUUUUUCCUCUGGGAAAAUGAACCAGGAAAACAAUACCAAACAUAUUUAAUUUCAACAGUAUUUAAGGAAAGCAUAACUUUCCUAGGUAACACACAAGUAUACCGUCACUGAAGUAUAUCCCUGAUACUGAGCAAGCGCUCCCUGGAAGCAACAUGUUAAGUAUUUUUAAAUGUGAUGUAAAAUCAACAGUAAUAAUUUUAUGGAAAAAAAAAAUGUUUUUGUAUCUUUCAGAAUGUUUUUGUCCCUAUAUACUUUAACAUUGUUUUAAACUUACACACUUAACACUAUACAAACCAACUGUACUAUAAAGCAUUUUGUAAUGUUAUUAAUGCCCUUCUUGUAUACCAAGUUUUGAAGUUUAUGCAUAACUUAAUAUUAAAAGAAUUUUGCAAAGUCA
Messenger RNA from Astyanax mexicanus (Mexican tetra), 2176 nucleotides. RefSeq names its product tpd52 like 1 (gene tpd52l1). Lineage: Eukaryota; Metazoa; Chordata; Actinopteri; Characiformes; Acestrorhamphidae. The record is from RefSeq and is a predicted model, not a curated record. The transcript is spliced from 10 exons. Gene Ontology annotation, biological process: positive regulation of MAP kinase activity; positive regulation of apoptotic signaling pathway. Bases 111 to 797 code for a protein of 228 amino acids. Gene Ontology annotation, cellular component: cytoplasm.